AGAUAACGCGAGAUUUAAGAUGGCUGCGCCCACCCCGCCAGUUUUUGCAGUACGGGGGUCAGAAGGACUCAAGGUAAUCAAUGGCCCCCCUUCAUAUGAAGAAAAUGAUGUCAUUACCAGGUCCCAUGCAGCAGAUGCUUCCAGGUGCAAAACAAUGAGCUUAAGCAACAAUGGAGCUUUCAUUGCAUGGACAGAUGGACAGAGUCUAUUCGUGGUGGAGUUUUCCUCAGGGAAACUAGUUUUCCAUGCUGAGGUACCGAAACUAGGUUCUGUGAUACUAUCUCCCAAUGGCACCUAUCUCGCUGGCUGGGAGCAAUACAUCUCUACUGAUAUUCCUGGUGGCAUGCCUAACAUGUAUUUUUGGAAUGUAAAAAGUGGUAAAAAGCUCAAAGAUAUAACCCAGAAGAAGCAGUCACAAUGGUGGCCUCAGUGGUCAGCUGACGAGAAGGUAUGUGGCCGCAUGGCCAACCAGGAGGUGCACUUCUUUGAAGAGGGAAACUUUGAUGUGAUCGCUCACAAGAUGCAUGUGCAGAAAGUCAUCAGUUUUAGUCUCUCUCCAUCUAAAAUGGCUCCUUAUCAUGUUGCUGCAUAUGUUCCUGGUUCAAAGGGCCAACCUUCAUUCGUGAGGCUCUAUCGGUACCCACGCUUUGAUGGCCAACAAGCUAUUAUUGCAAACAAAAGCUUUUUCAAGGCAGACAGAGUUUUAAUGUACUGGAAUAAGAAAGGCACAGCAAUGUUGGUGAUGGCUGUCAUCGAUGUAGAUAGUAGCAACACGUCUUACUAUGGUGAACAGAAGCUUCACUAUAUCGACACAGGUGGCGCCAGCAGUACAGUCUCUUUAGGAAAAAAUGGACCUAUAUAUCACGUGGAGUGGAGUCCAACCUCAACCGAAUUCUGUGCUGUAUAUGGCUUCAUGCCAGCCAAAGCAACAUUGUACAGCACCAAGUGUGAGCCUCUGUUUGACUUUGGUGAAGGGCCAAGAAAUGCAGCCUACUUCAGUCCUUUUGGGAAUAUGCUCGUUCUGGCUGGGUUUGGAAACCUGAAGGGCCAGUUGGAGUUCUGGGAUAUGGAAGUGCAUCAGUUGAUGUGCAAGUGUGUGGCGUCUGAUUCCACAUUCAUGCAGUGGUGUCCGGAUGGGGAGCAUCUUCUCACGGCAACCACGUCGCCACGGUUACGGGUGGGAAAUGGCUACAGGUUGUGGCAUUACACAGGCAGUCUGGUGCAUGAACACAAAGCCAACGACGGGGAAGAGUUGUUUGAAGUCGCCUGGCAACCAGAUGAAGAAAAAUUCAAGAAGAAACCAAUUUCCUACAAGGCGGUUCGUUCGAUAGCUGCACCAGCACCAAGUAUGUAUCCAGAGAGGUGGUAG
Molecule: messenger RNA, 1369 nt
Organism: Priapulus caudatus
Lineage: Eukaryota; Metazoa; Priapulida; Priapulimorpha; Priapulimorphida; Priapulidae
Product: eukaryotic translation initiation factor 2A-like
Exons: 13
Coding region: 20-1369 (449 amino acids)
Biological process (GO): translational initiation
Cellular component (GO): cytosolic small ribosomal subunit
Molecular function (GO): ribosome binding; translation initiation factor activity; protein binding
Source: RefSeq, a predicted model, not a curated record